AGUGUGUCUGUGACUGUUAUUUAUAUGAACUGGUGGUUCUUUAAAUGGAAGUACAUGCAGUAGAUAGUUCGUCAAAGUUAGUAGAUCAACCAAUUACUUACGAACACGACACGCUUACUGAAACUACAGAAUUAGAACCGAUUGGACAAGAUUCAACAACUACAAAACCGAAACAGAAGUUAACCUGGUGGGUAGUAUGGUCAUUAUUCAUCACUGUGAUGGCCGGUACUUACCAAUAUGGUUAUUCGAUUGGGUCAGUGAAUGCUGCAGCCAUUCCUAUAAGAAGAUCAGUACAACAGUAUCACAUGAAUAAGUACAAUUCAACUUUAAGUGAAGGGAAAUUACAAAUCAUUUCCGUAACCAUCGUUGCUGCUUUUCCUGUUGGAGGUUUCCUUGGUUCUUGUUUAAUUACAAACCUGAGACAAUACGGAUACGUGAAAUCCAUGGCUGCCUUGCACGCUAUCACUGUAUUUGGUUCCAUUUUGCUUGGAAUCAGUAAAUUGGCGCAAUCGUUUGAAGUUUUAAUUAUCGGACGAAUUCUAAUUGGGAUCGUCAGCUCUACAGCAGGAACAGGCAUAGCACCGAUGUACAUUGUUGAAGUUAGUCCUAAACAAUACAGAGGAAUGUUUGGUAGUUUGAUUUCUUUGUUUAUUGCUCUUGGUAUCUUUAUCGCAAACAUACUUGGAUUACAAGAAAUUCUUGGUACAGACGAUCUAUGGCCUGUAUUUCUGUCAUUAACUUGUCUUCCAUCAGUGUUGUUCAUAUCUCUGUGUUAUUUCAUGCCCCCAAGUCCAAGGCGUUUAUAUUUAAACGCUGGAGAUAAAACUGGGGCUGAAAAUCUUCUAAAACGUCUCCGUGACAACGAUGAUGUCACAGAUGAAUUGGAUGGUUUGGAUCAAGAGUUGAAGGAACGGAAAAAGACAAAACAAAUGUCGCUUUGGGAGAUUGUAACUUCUUCUCAUCUACGUCGACAAGUUAUUGCGGCAGUUGUAAUCUCAUCGUGCCAACAACUAACUGGCAUGAAUGGUGUACAAUUCUAUAUGAAUGAGCUGUAUAGGUUGUCUGGUAUUCCCAACGCUAUCAUCCCAUACUGUGCAAUCGCCACUGCUGGUGUGCUGGUCGUCGCAACUGUGAUUGUGUCACUUGCUGCUGAGAAAAGCGGGAGAAGAAAUUUCCUUGUUGCUGGUUUCGGAAUUGAAUCAGUUUCCCUUCUUUGUCUUUCUGUUGCCUCGGUAACGCAAAGUCUCGCUCCAUGGGUUCCCUAUAUCGCCAUCUUGUGUGCAUUGUGUUUUAUCAUUGGCUUUUCCAUUGGUCCCGGUCCAAUGACACUAACUUGUGUUGCUGAAAGUUUUUCACAAAGUUCCAGAUCUGCUGCUCUGACAUUAAGCUGCCUUGUAUUAUGGUUCUCGUUUACACUUCUUGUGGUAGCAUGGCCUUAUAUUCAGGCAGCACUUGGAGGGUAUGCUUACCUUGUGUUCAGCGUUAUUGCUGCUUUAUGUUGCAUCUAUGUUUACUUUAGUAUUCCUGAAACUAAGAACCGUUCGUUUAUUGAGAUAGAGCAUUCAUACAAGCAGUUGAAACUACCUUCAUGUCUUUCUACUUCUAAUACUGUGGUUACUGAUACAAAUAAUCAUGAUAACACAACAACUGUGUAAUAUUACCUUUAAUAGUUUCAUUAGUUGCACUUCUACACAUUACAUUUGUACACAAAGUUCAAAUUCUACCUUUAUAAACGCUAACCUGUAAACGUAGUAAGUCUAAUCCAUUCCAAACACAUAUAUACUUUAAACUACUUGAUUCUUGCACAUUAUUCUUAUUCUGUAUACAUCUAAACACAAUAUAUUUAUUUCAUUGUAACAAUACCUAUUUAAAAGUGAAACUAUUACUUAGUUCAUCCACCUUAUACACAUUCCUUUUUGAGUGACUCUGUGCAGUAUAUUAGGUUAUAUAGUUGCGCCCUUUAUAACCUAAUAAUGAAACAGUAGUUUGCAAUAAAGUAAAUACCUCUA
Ciona intestinalis (vase tunicate) is the source of this 2009-nucleotide messenger RNA. The record is from RefSeq and is a predicted model, not a curated record. Lineage: Eukaryota; Metazoa; Chordata; Ascidiacea; Phlebobranchia; Cionidae.